UUCAUCUGUCUAUGGCGGCCUGUUUGACAUCUGGGCUACCUUUCUGUACAUCUACAUAUUUGCAUCUAAUACAUCAUGUUUCCAUUUUUAAUUUUAACAAAAUAUGGUCACAAAUCGUAUCAAAUACAGUAAUGAAUUCAUUAAAUGUUUUAAACCAUAUGACUUUCAUGCAUCUAAUAAAACUAAGAGAAAACAUCAUGGUGGUUGGCAACGCGCUCUCAAACGGACACCAUUAUAUCGCACAACUAUUCCUGUUAUUGUCAGUUCAAACUGCCGUUCACUUCCCAACAAAAUUAUGCAUCUCCAGUCUCUCUUAUCAUCUGAUACUUAUCACAAUACUGCGAUAGUCACAUUACAAGAAACAUGGCUCCAUGAUCUUUAUGACGACAACCUGGUUUCUCUAAAUGGUUUCACAUUGUUUAGACAAGAUCGAAUAUGCUCUAGAAAGAAAAGAGGUGGUGGAGUCGCAACCUUCAUUCAUUCUCAGUGGUCAACUUCAAAUAAUGUAUGUUUUUCUUUCUCUAGUGACUUUAUUGAUUGUAUUACAGUCAAAUGUCGUCCGAAACACCUAUCCAAGUUUAAAUACGUCUUCAUCUCAAACAUUUAUGUUACUCCUGGAUGUUCCGCCUCGGAUCUAUCUCAUUUUGCCGAUGAAUUCACAGCAUUCGCGGUUACACAUCUUGAAAACUCUUUAUCAGUUGUCACUGGAGAUUUCAAUACCUGUGACUGUUCUUUUCUUGAAUCAUUAGGUCAUGUCAACAUUGUCAAAUUUCCAACUCGACUUGAUAAAACUCUGGAUCUAGUAUUUACUAAUGAUGCGGAAAUAUAUGAAGCACGCAGACGUGCUCCUAUAAUGAACUCUGAUCAUUGUAUUAUUCGGAUAUUACCCAAGAUAUAUAGCAGAUAUCACUCUAAUAUCCUCUCGAAUCUCUCCAGGAAAACACAACAAAGAUGUUACUCACAAGAAAACGUGCUCAAACUAAGAUGUAUGCUAAGUGACACAAACUGGGAACUUUUCACUGAACACACUCUGGAUGAUACUAUUUCCAAUCUGACUGACUAUCUUAAAUUCUGCCUUGAUGUAUGCUGCCCUAAACAGAUACUUUUCAAAAGAAUAGAUCGUUUCUCUUCUCCUCAUCUCAAAAAGCUUCGAAGAGAAAAAGAGAGACUGUACAAGGCUAAGGAUAAAGCUGGUCUUAGGAGAAUAAACAUCCAAAUCAAAUCCGAAAUCAAGAGGUUAAACAAUAUUUAUAAUCAAAGAAUUUUGUCAUGUAAAACUCCUGGGAACAUGUGGAAGCUUUUCAAAGAAAUUACAGGUUGUGGUAAGCAUAGUUCUUGUUCUCCCUCUAUUGAUGUAAAUACUCUUAAUAGAUCUUUUAUCCGCCUUCCCAAUGUACCUUCUAGCUUCAAUGUAACAAAUAACAUGACCAGUGACUUUAAUAGUUUUAAAACUUCUGAUGUUCUUAAAUGUUUAAAAUCUCUUAAACCUUCCCAGAGUCUAGGUCCUGAU
This is a messenger RNA of Trichobilharzia szidati, 1510 nucleotides long. The record is from the annotation of a GenBank genome assembly. Lineage: Eukaryota; Metazoa; Platyhelminthes; Trematoda; Strigeidida; Schistosomatidae.